This is a messenger RNA of Spodoptera littoralis (African cotton leafworm), 792 nucleotides long. Lineage: Eukaryota; Metazoa; Arthropoda; Insecta; Lepidoptera; Noctuidae. The record is from the annotation of a GenBank genome assembly.
AUGUCGUCAGGAAGCGAGAGUGAUGAAGAGUACGUGCCAGGGGAACCCGAAAAAUUAUCGGAAGAAGAAUCAGCAAAUGAAGAAACAGACAUGCAGUUUGAGAAAGAGUUGGAACAAAAGGCAAAGAAACGAAAAGGAACUAAAGAAGAAACUGGCACAAAGAAACGUAGAACACGGAAUGGUGGAGUAGAAAAAGAGGAAUCUCCAGCGAGAGAAAUAGAGAAAAACGAAGAAGUAUUAAAUCCUGAAGAGGAGAAGAAGAAAGAAGAUGAUCUAUGGGCGAAAUUUCUAGAAGGAACCGAUACUAAGCCUAAGCCUACCUCGACAGUGACCAGCUCGACUAUUGAAUCACCUAAAACUAUAGCUAAAGAAGAAACGUCCAAGAAAGCCGUAUCCAGCACGAGCGAUGAUAAAGAGAGAGAAAAGAGAAUAUUUGAAUUUGCUGGAGAAACUAUUGUUGUCGAAAAUAAUAAGAUCAAAGAAAAGAUUAAAACUGCUGACAGCCCAGCUACAGGGAGCAAAGUACAAACGCCAGUGCGCAGCCGAUUUGGAGGUGGAGGCCUGUCCAACGUCCUCGGUCAACUGAACAAGAAGAACCAGUUAUCAACCCUCGAGAAGUCGAAACUAGACUGGUCUACUUACAAACAGGAGGAAGGCCUUGAAGAUGAAAUUGAAAGUCACAAUAAAGGAAAAAAUGGUUUCUUGGACAAACGCGAUUUCUUGGAACGCGCAGAUGUACGGCAGUACGAGAUUGAGCGAAACUUGCGGAUGAGCCGCCGCAGCAACCGAUAA